CGUCACUCAGGCUGUCUCGAGCUCUGUGAUACUAAUCCUUGGCUAUAAAUUUCCAACGCCCGCUACCCGGUGCCCUCCGUUUGACUCGACUUUUUUCUUCCUCGCCUCGGCAUAUAAACAGUUUCUGUUGGCCGGGCCUGCGCAAGACAAUACAACUUCGUCCCAUCUUGGUCGCUGUCCUCCCGAUCUCUUUCCCAACCACCGUAGUACUACCCUCGCGCCCACAGGUAGUUGACAUAGUUCAUGUGCCGACGAAUAGCUGAAGGAACAAAGUGGUCACGAUGCGGGCAUUUCCAGCGCCACCUCGUCGUGGCUAUCAUGGACUGCAACUCAAGUCACUGCGAAUGGAGUAUCAUCCAUCCGAAAGGUUGUCGUGAACCCGGUUGCAAAAAAGUAUAUGGAGCCGACGUGCAAAAGGUUGUCGACACCGUAAACGAUGAAUGUUACCAAUGUCGCGCCAUCGCUGCCCGUUCGCCACCCCGCUAAAGACCUCGUCAUGAGGUCUUCCCAAACGAACUAUUCACCUCACCGGCACCUCUCAAACACUGCAUCGCCAUCCCAUCCAUCAACAAUCUUCGUCGUCAACGAACUUCCUUCAUCUCAACAAGUCUUCAUGUAGCCUUUAUAUCUGCCUCUGCUCUGCACGGACCAGCCUCUCUCUCUCCGGAUGUCGUGGAUGGAUUUGGUCCUUUUCGUUGUCGCUUUCGUUAUUGACAUAUACC
This is a messenger RNA of Stereum hirsutum FP-91666 SS1, 722 nucleotides long. RefSeq lists its product as uncharacterized. Lineage: Eukaryota; Fungi; Basidiomycota; Agaricomycetes; Russulales; Stereaceae. The transcript has 4 exons. The record is from RefSeq and is a predicted model, not a curated record. Bases 244 to 486 code for a protein of 80 amino acids.